Messenger RNA from Aspergillus mulundensis, 1347 nucleotides. RefSeq lists its product as uncharacterized. NCBI's taxonomy places the organism in Eukaryota, Fungi, Ascomycota, Eurotiomycetes, Eurotiales, Aspergillaceae. The transcript has 3 exons. The record is from RefSeq and is a predicted model, not a curated record. Bases 1 to 1347 code for a protein of 448 amino acids.
AUGCCCUCCUCCAACAGUGACCCCAAGGACGCCCGCCGCUCUUCUCGCCAGUACCUCCGGGCCCUCUUCCGGGAACUCGAAGAAAGAGGCGCCGACAGACUCGAUCCGACUGCUCUCAAGAGCACUGGAAUCACCAUCAAAGCCCUUGAUCUCUCACAGCCUCUCUCUGGAGCUGCAAACCAGGACCAGGACCUUGUCCCGUUCUUCCAGCCGUGGAAGCUCGACUCCCUUGCAAGCUACCCGCUCGAUCUGACCGAAGAAUCCACCAAGGAGGUGUACGGAAGUGAGCAACGCGCCUUCACACGGCGUUCCAUCGAGGAUCCCACCCUCGCCAGCUCGCUCUUCACAGACAUCUUAGCGGGCUUUAUUCAAUACGAACGAAUUGGACUCGACCGCUGUAUCAUGCGCAGCUCGGAGUGGUUUGAAUGCAAUAUCGACGACCAUUUUCUCCGCGACGAGUACCGCGUCACCUGCAGUGCCACCGACAGGGACAACCCGUACAAAGCCAUCUCCGGGCCCUCGAAUGUCAGAGCUGCAUGGCAUAUCCGCGACGACAAGACGCGGACUUCCCGAGAGCCACAUGCGCUCUUCACCAUGACGCACACUGUCCCUCCCCCUCCCCCUCCCACCGAGCAGAUCCUGCGCACAGAGAUCCUCGCCAUUCUCGGCGUUAUGCUUUCGCGGCUCAGAAGCUGGACGCUCCGUGACUUUAGCAUCAUCCCGGUUCUGCUUAUCUCCUGUUUUAACAGGUACAAGGCCCGCGUGCUCUAUGGCUACAUGUCGGACAACGGGCUGGUAAUUGCCUGCAGCUGCCUGCAUGACUUCAGCACGCAGCAAGCCCGCGACAAGAACUUCAACGUCUUCUUUUCGUGGAUGGCAAGCGAGCCAAUCGGUAACACAAAGUCUCUGAGCUUUGGCCCGAUGAUCAAGGAGAAUGUGCCGCAGACUAGACCCCAACGGCAGCCCGUCGUGCCAGUGCAGAGGGGGAUCACAAACACUGAGUUCUUUCAGCCUCCGCCUAAACCUGAAGGCGCGGCGCCAGAUCUGUUCCAGGCUCCACUUGAAGUUGAGGCUAAGAGUGAAGCUCCUGCCCCUGCCACCGUCCCAAAGCGGACGGGAAGUCCACAUGAUUCGGGGUAUGGAUCCGUGAAGGGCAGCAGCAGCAGUAGCGGAACCAGAGGCCAUAAGGGGGAUCGGUCUAGCGGCAGUGGCAGUGGAGGCGAGGCGCAAAGAGGAAGAGGAAGCGGCAGCGGCAGCGGCAGCGGCAGCUGGGUUGCGGAUGCAGAGGGGCCUGGGGGACUGGGACUGGAGACCGUCGGCGAGGAUCCUCGAGAACCCGCGGCAUAA